Hypoxylon fragiforme is the source of this 1217-nucleotide messenger RNA. RefSeq lists its product as uncharacterized. Lineage: Eukaryota; Fungi; Ascomycota; Sordariomycetes; Xylariales; Hypoxylaceae. The transcript has a single exon. The coding region runs from base 612 to 1109 and encodes 165 amino acids. The record is from RefSeq and is a predicted model, not a curated record.
UUUCUUCUACUUAUUAGAACUCAUGCUGGCGUUACUUAAGUCGUAGGAGGGGCCUGUGAUGUAGAGGGCAGAGCUCAUACAUAGCACAGCUUGGGUAAUAGGGCGUGGUUUAUGGCAGGAUAUAUAUAUGUAAGUGCCAGGCAGGCACCCAGAUAUCUGUCUGUCUGUAAAAGGUGGCGAGUACCUAGCUUUGUGUCUACGUAGUAGUCUAUAUACAUAGGUCUCUUGUGGCUUUCUAGUGAGGCGGCGGGUUUCGUUUUCACAAUAAGAGGGAGGGGUCACGUCCCUUUUUCCUUCUUCCUCCGCACUGUAUUCCGUAGUUUGGUAGCUGUCGGUUUACAUAAGACUUGUCUAGGUAGGCUCCGUCUUCUAUUUCAAUGUGACGAAGGUUACAUGUAGGCCUAACCAGUAGACAGGUACGUCUUAUGAGAGGUGGCUUGGCCUGACGAAUACACCAAUAAUGUAAGUAGACAGAGUCUACCAACUAGGCAAUCCGGGAGGGGCCCAACAUCCAGGCAAAAAUACGGCGUGCCCUUCUUGCCCAACUGGGCCGGGAGGGUAACUACUUACCUAUAUGAGGGAAUAUAUAUACCUCCAAGAAUAGGCUGGCUAUGGUAAGUAAGCAGGACGUAGCAUCCUACAAGUUGAACCUCUCCGCAUUGCCUCCCUCCACCAUCCUCCCCCUUUUUCACACACACACACACACCCCCAACCUACGCUUCCGGCCAAAAAAAGCAACCCCAGAUCCUGCAACCCUUUCUGCAACCUCCGAGGACUCGGCUGGUAUGGCCCCACGUGACGGUCCGUCGCAUGCGGCGCAGCUAUGUCGUGCAUGUGUGCAAAGGCUGUCUCGGGUAGGGACAUGGGGUGCUGGUCAUGUGGUUUUCUUUUUUGGGGGUUUUUUUUUAUCUUUCGUAACGCUUAAGUAUGUACCUAAGUUAAGUACUACUAAUGUAUCUACUAUCUAUGUAUGUAGUUAUCGUCAUGCGAUUGCUCGGGUGGUGGUGGGCCUGACAUGCCGAGGACUUUGUUUUGUUUGUUUGCAAUGGAGUUUGCAAUGGAGGAUUUGUUUGUUUGGGCACAAUGGCACGAUGGCACAUAGCCUAUAGGUAUGGAAUCUAUGGAUGAGUGUACUAACCUACGUUAUUAAUAAGAAAAGGGGGGAGGGAGGGGCGCGAUGAUACAUAUUACGUAGUCAAGUCUAUCCAUCCGAUUCC